Molecule: messenger RNA, 2423 nt
Organism: Thlaspi arvense
Lineage: Eukaryota; Viridiplantae; Streptophyta; Magnoliopsida; Brassicales; Brassicaceae
Source: the annotation of a GenBank genome assembly
AGAGAGAGAGAGAGAGAUCGAGGCUAUACGAUCUAACAAUGAGGAAGAGGACGCUUGUGUCCGUUUUGUUCCUUUUCUCCCUUCUCUUUCUUCUUCCAGAUCAAGGAAGAAAGCUACACGCGAAUGCAGAAGAUAGUUCCGAUGAGGUUACAGAUCCACCAAAGGUGGAGGAGAAACUCGGUGGUCACGGCGGUUUGUCGACGGAUUCCGAUGUUGUUCAUAGAGAGUCUGAGUCGAUCUCGAAGAAGUCACUUCGCGGUAACGCGGAGAAGUUUGAGUUCCAGGCUGAGGUCUCUCGGCUUAUGGACAUUAUUAUCAACUCUCUAUACAGUAACAAGGACAUUUUCCUAAGAGAGUUGAUCUCCAAUGCUUCUGAUGCUUUGGACAAAAUUAGGUUCCUUGCACUCACUGACAAAGACGUAUUGGGUGAAGGUGACACUGCUAAGCUUGAGAUCCAGAUCAAGCUAGACAAAGCCAAGAAAACUAUUUCUAUUCGGGAUCGGGGAAUUGGAAUGACCAAGGAAGACCUGAUCAAGAACCUUGGUACCAUAGCAAAAUCUGGAACGUCAGCUUUUGUUGAGAAAAUGCAAUCAAGCGGGGAUUUGAACCUUAUUGGACAGUUUGGAGUUGGGUUCUACUCUGCCUACCUUGUUGCUGACUACAUUGAAGUCAUUAGCAAGCACAACGAUGACAAGCAGUAUGUAUGGGAAUCAAAGGCUGACGGUAAAUUUGCUGUUUCCGAGGAUACAUGGAACGAGCCUAUUGGACGUGGAACUGAGAUUAGAUUACAUCUUAGAGAUGAAGCUGGAGAGUACCUCGAGGAGAGUAAACUUAAGGAAUUGGUGAAGAGAUAUUCUGAAUUUAUUAACUUCCCUAUCAGCCUCUGGGCGAGCAAAGAGGUUGAAAACGAGGUCCCAGUUGAAGACGAUGAAUCAACUGAAGAGGAUACUGAAACCAGCACUACCGAGGAAGAGAAGGAAGAAGAUGCCGAGGAAGAAGACAGUGAGAAAAAGCCGAAAACCAAGAAGGUGAAAGAAACUGUUUAUGAAUGGGAGCUUCUGAACGAUGUUAAGGCUAUAUGGCUGAGAAGUCCAAAGGAGGUGACGGAGGAAGAGUACACUAAAUUCUACCACUCUCUCUCAAAGGAUUUUACUGAAGAGAAGCCAAUGGCUUGGAGUCACUUCAAUGCCGAAGGUGAUGUUGAAUUUAAGGCUGUGUUAUAUGUUCCUCCAAAAGCUCCUCAUGAUCUGUAUGAGAGCUACUACAACAGCAACAAAGCGAACUUGAAGCUUUAUGUCAGGAGAGUCUUCAUCUCUGAUGAAUUUGAUGACCUUCUGCCUAAAUAUUUGAGUUUCUUGAAGGGUCUUGUUGACUCUGACACAUUGCCUGUAAAUGUAUCACGAGAAAUGCUUCAACAACACAGCAGCUUAAAGACAAUAAAGAAGAAGCUUAUCCGAAAGGCCCUUGAUAUGAUCCGCAAGCUUGCUGAAGAAGACCCUGAUGAGGUCCAUGAUGAUGACAAAAAAGAUGUGGAGAAGUCUGGUGAGAAUGAUGAGAAGAAGGGCCAAUACGCCAAAUUCUGGAACGAGUUUGGAAAGUCGAUUAAACUUGGCAUCAUUGAGGAUGCCUCUAACAGGAACCGCCUUGCAAAACUUCUUCGUUUUGAGACCACCAGCAGGCUAACGAUUUGUAAUUUGCUAUUCCAGAACAAAGUCCGAUGGAAAAUUGACUUCCCUGGACCAGUCAUCUUCUUCACGGACCCCGUAGAUGAAUACUUGAUGCAAUACCUGAUGGAUUACGAGGACAAGAAGUUUCAGAAUGUGUCGAAAGAAGGACUCAAGGUUGGGAAAGAUUCGAAGGUUAAGGAGCUGAAGGAAGCAUUCAAGGAGCUAACCACGUGGUGGAAAGAGAGUCUCGCUAGCGAGAAUGUGGACGAUGUGAAAAUCAGCAACCGAUUGGCUGACACUCCCUGUGUAGUUGUAACGUCCAAGUUCGGAUGGAGUGCGAACAUGGAGAGGAUCAUGCAGUCCCAAACUCUCUCCGAUGCUAAGAAGCAAGCUUACAUGCGAGGAAAGCGAGUCCUCGAGAUCAACCCAAGACACCCUAUCAUCAAAGAACUUAAAGAAAGAGUUGCUAGCGACCCAGAGGAUGAGAGCGUGAAAGAAACGGCACAGCUCAUGUACCAGACGGCUCUGAUCGAGAGUGGAUUCAUACUCAGCGACCCAAAAGACUUUGCAGGCCGUAUUUACAACUCUGUCAAGAGCAGUCUGAAGAUCAGCCCUGAUGCAGUGGCCGAAGAGGAAGUCGAGGCAGAGGAAACAGAGACCAGUGAGGAGGCUACCGAGACCAAGCCAGAUGACUUGCCUAGUGGUCUAAACAUUGAGGCCGAACCAGUUGAGCAAGAGCCAGUCAAGGACGAACUG